AUGUUCCACAUCCAGGAGCUGUCCUCCAUGUUCCUCCAGGUGAAGACGAGGUUCGGCUUGCGUCUGCAGUACAACUGGAAGGAGUUUCGCCUCUACCUGCAGGCCGACGAGCAGUGGAAGGACGACACGGUGGGCCUGUGCGGCACCUUCAACGGCAACAUUCAAGACGACUUCCUAUCUCCGUCAGGGAUGAUAGAAAGCACUCCUCAGCUGUUUGGAAACGCCUGGAGAGUCUCGUCGGCCUGUUUGUCCAGCCUGAGCACGCCUCAGCUCGACCCCUGUGACACUCACCAGCAGGCCGUGGCCUAUGCAACAGAGAUGUGCGACGUACUGAACCAGGAUCUGUUCUCCGCCUGCCACGAGUACCUCAGUCCGACCUCCUUCCAUCAGCAGUGUCGCUCGGACACGUGUAAGUGCGGGACGCCGUGCCUCUGCUCUGCGCUCGCUCACUACGCUCACCACUGCCGCAGAUUCUCCGUCAUCGUUGACUUCCGAUCGCAGAUACCCGACUGUGCGGUCACCUGUCCGCCCACCAUGCAGUACGGCACCUGCGUGUCGUCGUGCCAGCGCCGUUGCUCCUCCCUGUCCGUCCCGCAGCACUGCGGGGAGGAGUGUGAGGAGGGCUGCGUCUGCCCUCUGGGAUCCUUCUACAACCAUCGAACACACACCUGUGUGCACAGGAGCGAGUGUCCCUGCAGUUUCCUCGGAGCUGAUUAUGAACCCGGAGAUGUGAUCAUGAUGUCAGCAGGUGUUCAACUCUGUCUGAACGGUAAACUGGUGUCCCAGACAACAGAGCGCGACAGGUUGUGUCCGGCCGGUCAGCUCUACCAGAACUGCUCAGAGGGGGACGACAGCCUCCAGUCAGGAAGGGGCAUGGCCUGUGAGCGCACCUGUGAAUCCUACCUGCUCAACCUCACCUGCUCGACACACGAGCCCUGCAUGGCCGGAUGUACCUGCCCUCCUGG
This is a messenger RNA of Larimichthys crocea (large yellow croaker), 965 nucleotides long. Its product is annotated as otogelin-like protein. The record is from RefSeq and is a predicted model, not a curated record. Lineage: Eukaryota; Metazoa; Chordata; Actinopteri; Sciaenidae. The transcript has 7 exons. Gene Ontology annotation, cellular component: extracellular matrix. The annotation marks the transcript as partial.